Molecule: messenger RNA, 881 nt
Organism: Phyllotreta striolata
Lineage: Eukaryota; Metazoa; Arthropoda; Insecta; Coleoptera; Chrysomelidae
Source: the annotation of a GenBank genome assembly
GGAACUUUAAACUGCUGAUAUUCGAUCAAUCCAUUUUAUUAAACGCGUUCGGAGUUCCUUGCAAGUUCGAUAUUUAUAUAAAAGGAAGUCAGUCACAUAUCAAUUCGUGUAUUUCUGUGACAACUAACCAAAGGUCUAUAACAACAAGCAAAUUAGUUAAAAUGAUAUCAAAAGUCAUUGGGGUGCUUAUUUUGUGCGCAACAGUGUACAGCGAGACUGAAUCUUAUAUUAAGUCUACUACAGACGGGUAUUCAAACUAUGGACAAAACUUCCCACUAGCCUCAGGUAAACCUAUAUUCCGAUGGGUUACUCGUAGCAUCCUCAAGCUAAAAAACGAUGGCGAGCCGGAAUAUCCCACCUAUACUCCUCUGGCACACGGAAAAAUAAAGAAACGCGAAGUGCGAGAUUACUUCUUAACGCCAGAUGAUAACGGCAUCCCGCGAAGCUCGCAGAAUGAUUAUGCCGGUGAUACCAAGGAACAAUGUAAAUCAUCGGAAGAGGACUCUAAUAAAGACAUGUUUUUAGUUAUUGAGCCGGAUGGAAAUAUUCGAAUGGUCAAGUAUGUGAAAGAUGAUCAAAGCAACAUGAUAAUUAUCAAGAGGAUUGACAGCGAAAAAAAUAGCGGGUCUGGCAGUGAAAAACCAUUUGUACCGAUUCUAGCGGAGUAUUUAGGUUUGGAGGAAUCCUUGCAUUAAUUUUAUUGUGAUGUGAUAACCUUUAUUUAAAAUUUUAUUUUAAUACGUCCAAGGAGUUCUGGAGAUUCUUAGUGGAGUUCUGGAGGAUGUUACUAGAGUUUUCUACCAAAGAUGUAUUUCAAGAUGAGAAUGAUGCUAAAUAUUCAUUGAAUAACAUGUAUACACUUAUAACAAUUAAACGUUUGG